CUCAUAUUUUUGAAUUUUUUUAUUCAAUUUUCCCAUUUCCUCAUAAAAUUAAGUUCCUCUAUAAUGUCUUGGGUCGAAGCCCAUUACAUAGCCCAAACAAUGAUAUUUAGGCCCACAUAGGCCCAAAUAGUAGGGGACCGGCCCAAGACAUUGACGCGACGAGAACCAAAGUUCGGAAGAGAAGAACCAGAAACUCAGGUCUCCUCUCUCUCUCUCUCCAAAUUUAGUAUUUUGAUUUUGACACAAAAAUCAUCAAAUCCCUAAUCGUGAAUCCAGAGAGAAAGAGAGAGAAAAACCAGUACCAAAUCUCACUCAAUCACAACCGGACUGAGUCCCUAUGGAAACCGGAGCGGCGGCCGUGGGUCUCGCCGCGGAUGAUCAAUCAUCGUCAUCGUCUUCUUCAUCUCCGGCGGAGGCGUUUUCGCGGUGGACCUCAUCAAUUUCUAGGCGGUACCAGCACUUUCUUGACAAGUCAACGCCGCACGUGCUUCACAGGUGGCUGGGGUGCUUGGGUGUGGCGUUGAUCUACGCUCUUCGUGUUUAUCUGGUCGAAGGUUUCUACAUCGUAUCGUACGGACUAGGGAUCUACAUUCUCAACCUUCUCAUCGGAUUUCUCUCUCCUCAGGUUGAUCCUGAGAUGCACGACUCCACCGAUGGUCCUUCACUCCCUACCAGGGGAUCUGAUGAGUUUCGCCCCUUCGUCCGUCGACUCCCGGAGUUCAAGUUCUGGUACUCUAUUACAAAGGCGUUUUGCAUUGCUUUUGUGAUGACAUUCUUCAGUGCCUUUGAUGUACCUGUAUUCUGGCCAAUACUUCUUUUCUACUGGAUGGUAUUAUUUGUUAUGACUAUGAGGAGACAGAUUUCCCACAUGAUCAAAUACAAAUACGUCCCAUUCUCUUUCGGAAAACAGCGAUAUGAUGGAAGAAGAUCAUCUUCAACUGAAGGCGCAACAGACUGAACAUUUUCAGGAUGAUGAAGUGGUUGGGCUCAAGUCCUUUUCUUCUUUUACUUCUGGUAUUAUGGGAAGUCCAUUUGUAUAGGAGAGAGAAAGAAAAAUGCCCACUGAUUUUGCUUAAUAAUAACAAUAAUUAAAUCCAGUAGUGACAUUACAUAUCUACUUCUUCUUUUUUCAGUCUUUUUUACAGUUUGAAAUGCCAGUCAUAGCUGUGCAUUUUAAAACCACCUUAUAGUAGCUUUAUUGUACUAUUGAUUCCUUUUCAAACUGAAUCUGGGCUUAAUGUAACCUUUCUUUUUGGAUACUUUUGCUUAAACUCAUUUUCUUUUGAUGAUCA
Messenger RNA from Cannabis sativa, 1292 nucleotides. Its product is annotated as protein RER1A. The transcript is spliced from 4 exons. Gene Ontology annotation, biological process: protein retention in ER lumen; retrograde vesicle-mediated transport, Golgi to endoplasmic reticulum. Gene Ontology annotation, cellular component: Golgi membrane. Lineage: Eukaryota; Viridiplantae; Streptophyta; Magnoliopsida; Rosales; Cannabaceae. The record is from RefSeq and is a predicted model, not a curated record. The coding region runs from base 338 to 958 and encodes 206 amino acids.